AUGUCUUGUAGUGGUGGAAAAAGCAAUGUAGUUGCAUUACUACUUAAGCAUGGGGCAAACAAGGAACAUAGAAAUCUGAGCGAUUAUACACCUUUAUCACUUGCUGCUUCUGGUGGAUAUGUGGAUGUUAUACAACUUUUGCUUACACAUGGAGCAGAAAUCAAUUCGCGAACAAACUCAAAGUUAGGCAUUUCUCCCCUGAUGCUUAGUGCAAUGAAUGGACACGAAGAGGCGACUAGAGUUUUAUUGGAAAAUGGUUCAGAUAUUAAUGCUCAAAUUGAAACGAACAAAAACACUGCAUUAACAUUAGCCUGUUUUCAAGGACGUGUUGAAGUGACUCGAUUGUUGAUUAGUCAUGGUGCCAAUGUUGAACAUCGAGCAAAAACUGGUCUUACACCUCUCAUGGAGGCUGCUAACGGUGGAUAUGUUGAGGUUGGACGGGUUCUACUUCAAUCUAAUGCAGAUGUUAAUACUUCUCCUGUACCCACUAGUCGAGAUACGGCACUUACUAUUGCUGCAGACAAGGGUCAUCAUGCGUUCGUGGCACUUCUACUAGACUAUGGAGCACAAAUUAAUGCACGAAACAAGAAGGGCUGUACUGCAUUGUGGUUAGCCUGCAGUGGAGGACAUUUGGAAACGACGAAAGUGUUAGUAGAUUAUAAAGCUGACACGGAACUGCUAGAUAAUCGGAAAUUGACUCCUCUAAUGAUUGCAUUUCGGAAGGGGCAUUUUAAAGUAGUUGAGUAUCUGGUUGAACAUGUACUACAGUUUCCAAGUGAUGGAGAUUGUCAACGAUUCAUUCUUUCACAAACUGAUCAGGAUUUAAUUAACAAAUGCACAAAAUGCUUGAUAUCUAUCAAAGAAGCAAAGGCAAGGCAGGCAGAACAAGCGAACAAAGCAGCGGCCUCUUUGUUGGAGAUGUUGGCGAAAGAGGAAGCUUUGGAAGAGUCAAAAAAGCGUACAAAACAACGUCAGAAGGAAAAGAAAAAAGCCAAAAAGCAAGCGAAAAAGGAUGAUGAAGAUAAUUGUAUUAAUGAAAAUGAAGUGAACAAUGAGUUUGAAAAGCUAUCAAUAAAGCCUGUGGAAUCAGUAGCCACAGAAAAUUUAUCAAUUCGGCAACAGAAAUCCAUAAAUCAAAAAUGCAAUAACUCAGCAAAUGCAUCUUUUCAAAAUGGAAAUUGUGAAGAUCAAAAGAUGUCGAUUAAGCAGGGGAAAGAGAAUCUUAAGAAUUCUAAUGGCGUGGCUACAACUAAAACUGUGAAACGAACAAGAGGAACGUCAAAAAAGGAGAAUAUUAACGAAGAUGUCUCUAUCUCAACUACGGCAUCAAAUCAUUUUAGUUCUGCAGCUAUUAUUUCAAAGAACUCUGAAGAAGAAGUAGAAUGGCAUUCUGCAAACAAAAAGAAAUCCAUUGUUAACAAGCCUGCCGAACCAAAACCCAGUGCUUCUACUCAUUCCAAUGUGAUGACAACGAAAACUGAUGUUUCUGAUAAAACUGAUGCCACUUCUCGAGCUUCUCCAACAACUCAUUCAAUAACACAAAUUCCUCCACUUUUUCCUGAUGACGUUUUUUUAAAUGAAAAUUUAAGUGCAGUUGGAAGCCGUAGACCAUCAUUACAGGUGUUAAACAUUGCAUCAAGUUCAAUUCCUCGUGUAAUCGGUCGUGGCGGUUCAAAUGUAAAUACAAUUCGUGAGGCUACGGGUGCCCAUGUAGAAGUAGAGAAGCAAUGUUUGCGUAAGGAGCAAACAACACGCAAGAUUACAAUUAAAGGUGCUCCAGAAGCUGUUAAAAAUGCUAUUAUGAUGAUCGAUUUGUUGAUGAAGGACCACAAUAUGCUGGUCACGGAUAUUGUUGAUCGUGUUAUUUCAAGUACGUCAACAAGCAAGUCACCUUCAUUUUCCGCUUCUACGGAAACAAAUACGACAAACACAGAAGUUUCUAAACAUCAUCAGAUAACAUUUAAAGAAGAAGUGCAGAAAUCACCCAAGCAGGUCCCAAGAAUUAUUGGUGCUACAACAACAGCAACAAUUGCUAUGAAUAAUUCACCAAGUUAUACUAAAACUUUGAAGGCCACCAUUCCGUUAAAUGCAUCAGCAGCGCAAAAAACUCCACCUACAAACAUUUGGCAAAAAAGAGCUGAAGCCAUUCGUGAAAAGAAAAGUUUGUAA
This is a messenger RNA of Meloidogyne enterolobii, 2169 nucleotides long. The record is from the annotation of a GenBank genome assembly. NCBI's taxonomy places the organism in Eukaryota, Metazoa, Nematoda, Chromadorea, Rhabditida, Meloidogynidae.